Molecule: messenger RNA, 3207 nt
Organism: Malassezia pachydermatis
Lineage: Eukaryota; Fungi; Basidiomycota; Malasseziomycetes; Malasseziales; Malasseziaceae
Product: sorting nexin-13
Exons: 2
Coding region: 1-3207 (1068 amino acids)
Cellular component (GO): intracellular membrane-bounded organelle
Molecular function (GO): phosphatidylinositol binding
Source: RefSeq, a predicted model, not a curated record
AUGCGCAGUGAGUCGAUGCCUACAUCGCCCAUCGCCUCGGCGGCGAUUGUCGUAUUGACCCUUGUGGUGUUGGGUAUGGGUCUCAUGCCAUUUUUGGCCGUGAUUGCUCUCACUUGUCUUCUUCUGUGCCAUCCCAUGGUGCGCAUCUUUUUGGAAUUCGCAUUGCCGUCGCAUUUCCAGGCGGAUGACAGUGCUUUGCGUGACAAAUCUGCCGCAGACGGACUGCGCGGCUAUGCAUCUACGUUUGCGACGCGAUCAAGCGAGAACCAUGUGCGUGUGCCGGCCAAGGAGCGUAUGACUUUGUCAACUCUUCCGCCUCCAUUGCAAGGCGAGCUGCGGCACAUCCUCACGCUUGUUCGCCGCGACUUUAUCCAGUACUGGUACGAUCCGAUCACGUUUGGGAACCCCGAGUUCCCGAGCGAAGCGAUUGCUAGCGCGGAGCAUCUGCUGGCGCAAGUCGCGCUUCGUCUCGAGCAGUACAGCCGCGUGACCAUUGCUACGGAGCUCUCCCUCACAGCUCUCUCUGUGCUUGUUACGGCGCUCCAGAAUCAGAAAGGGCAAAAAGAUGGCACUUCUUCCGAAGGCCUAUGGCCCAGUCCUGAAGCCCGCAUCGCAAGCCUGCGUACGUCCAUCACCACUCUGUUCCUUCAAAGUCUGCCGUCUGAAGACCGAACAUCGCCGAUGCUGGUGCACCUGCUUUCAGAAAUUAUGGCGAAGCAGGCAUGGGAGACAGUGCAGUCCUGGAGUGAUCCAGAUGUAAUCAACGGCUACAUCGUGACGUACGGUACGCGCACGCUGCCUACCGCUGCGGAGCCCAGCGUGGCCAAUGGCUCUGGGCCCACGCCCAAGGAAACGGCCCUGCCUUCGACCUCUACUGUGGCUACGCCCACCAUGAGUGCCAAUGUAGAGGACUUGCUGUCCGAUUUGGAUGGCACGUCAAAGUCACCCGCUUCCGAUGCCCGUGGACCACCCCCUGAUCUUCUUGGCGAUAUGGACGAAAAGAUCGAUGUGCCCACAUUGUCCACCUCCGCCCCGGCUCCUACCUCGCCAUCUGCGGGGAUCGAGACAACUACGAUGCCUUCAUCCCUGCCACACGAUGUGGAAGAUAUCCUUAAUGUGCUUCGCGAUCCUGACUCUUCGCGCCACCUCGCCGACUCUGUCGAGUCCUUGGAGGCCGAUAGUACACCUACACAGCAGGCCAAGGCCGAGGAUAUCGUGCCUACCAAGACUGAGAGGGCGGACGACAACCCACAGGCACUUCCAAUGAACAUUCCUACGCCCAUCCAGGAACCUGCAUUGCCUCGCUCGCUCGAACAAAGUCGCGUGCCGCCCGAAAAGCAGGCGUACAAGGUACGCUUGCCUCGGAAUGUUCAGGAUGUAUUGAUGCAACGCGACUCAGACGUGUACGAUCAGUGGUAUACGUACCUUACGGGGGAAGAACAUGGCGCACAACCCAGGGAAGGAGCGGUCCUUUUGCAAUUGCAUGCCAAUUUGGUCGCACUCGACUCGUCCAUGUCACAUGCUUCAAGCACCUGGGAUUUGUACACAAGCGAUGUGCAUGCUGUCUUGCAGACGACCAAGACGAUGCUACCGUCCGGCCCACCCACGCAGCCUCUUUUGGACGCCAUGUCAAGUAUCUUAGACAAGGACAAGGUCACCACGGACGAUAUGGCUCCCUUACGUCGCUCGUUAACUCAACGUUUGCAGCAAUUGUACAACGCGUACCUAGCCUCGCUCAAGGACACGGCCAAGCCAUCACAACCUGCCUCCUCUGUUACAGCCACGUCGUCCCCGUAUGAGCCACGCCGAAGUGCUCAGCGUGCAGCAGUGGUAGAGGCUCCUCGAACCAUCACAGUGGUCGACGUGAGCCCCAAUGCUGAGCAUGACCGACCUGUGGAUACCACGACACUUCAAUUCCUCAUUACGAUGGAAUCAUCAAGAGAAGAUGGUAUGGGUGGUUAUGCCGUUCUUCGUACGUGGGCGCAACUGGAAACGCUGCAGUCCGAGUUGGAGCGUAUGUACGAAAAACGUCCGCCUGGUUCUGGUAUGAGUGCACCGCCUCAUUUGCCGGCUGUGAAACAAAUGGCUAGCCCAGCGGUAUGCCAAGCCAUUCAGGUGUACUUGCAAACGCUCUUCCUACCGAGUGACGAUGGCAUGACCUGGUUUAGCUCAACACAAGCUGUCCAGCGGUUCCUCGAUAAAAAGCGGAUUGGUGACGAGGAUGCUAAGCGCAACAAUGUACUUAUGUCGAAUUUGAGCCGUACGCUCACGAGCAGCAUUGUAGGCGCCGCAGACAUUGGUCGGAAAGGGGUGGGUCAUAUUGCUGCGACGCCCUCUCGCGCCAGUCGUAUCUUUGGAUUGCGUCCUGAUUUGAGUGAGACACGCCGCCCCUCCGCGGACCGGGUUGUGCGUAACGGCCAGAGCAGUGAGAAGCCAAGUGUGCCUGUGGUUCCCGCGCCCGCGCCCGCGCCCGCGCCCCCGCCCCCGCCACGUUCUCAGGAAGCCCCGGCAGUACCGCCCAGGUCUCAGUCCAAGUCGAGUGUGGAUCGUGCAGAGCCUACGACUGGCACCUCCUCUACCUUGCCUUCCCUACCCGAUGCGGAGCCGACAGCUGAGAAAGCACCAACGCCGGAAACGACCACGCGCGCCCCUUCUAAGCCGUCUACUGACCAGGAAGACCUUCCUUCCCCCCAAGAUGUCAAUGCACUUCUUACGGCCGUCUUUGCCGUGACGCGAGAAGCGCUGAAUAUGAACGAGGCAUGGACGUUGCGACGCGGUAUGCUACGUGUGUUGGAGCAGUUUCUGCGUACUACAUACAUCGGAACUGCAUCCAAUUUGUUGUCCUACUUCUCUAGUAUGCUCUCGCUGCAGUCCCAAGUGUCUUGGCUCGAAUUGAUUCGUACAUCCUUGUGGCCGGAAGACGUAUGGAACACGGAGACUGCUCCGCCUCGUACACCCACUGAGGCACGGGCGCGUGCAGACGAGGCCCGCAAGAUUGUGCUAAGCUACGUUCCACCGCAAGCCGCCUAUGCGCUGGGUCUAGGCGGGAAGCAAGCCGUGGCGGAUGCUUUCACGACGGUUCAUUCCCUGGUCACGGAUCCUGUGGUCGCACUCGAUCUCCACUUGGCCCUGAUCUUGCGCGUGCUGGACUUGGCGAUGGGCACAGCAUCGGGCGAUCGGGCUCCAGCUGGUGCCCCCCCCUCAUAA